Messenger RNA from Ziziphus jujuba (common jujube), 2717 nucleotides. Its product is annotated as DNA mismatch repair protein MSH1, mitochondrial-like. The record is from RefSeq and is a predicted model, not a curated record. NCBI's taxonomy places the organism in Eukaryota, Viridiplantae, Streptophyta, Magnoliopsida, Rosales, Rhamnaceae. The transcript has 18 exons. The coding region runs from base 418 to 2238 and encodes 606 amino acids. Gene Ontology annotation, molecular function: mismatched DNA binding; ATP binding. Gene Ontology annotation, biological process: mismatch repair.
AAGAAAAAAAGAAAAAUCAGAAUCCACAAAACUCAGCGAAACGUUUCUUUUGAAUUUGGCAAAAGCUGAAACGUUUCUUUUUCAUUCUGUAUUUUUUUUUUUUUUAAAUGAAUUUUUUGACUUUUUUUAUUUUUUGGAGAUUUUGUUUUUACUGCUGUGUGUGAUUUUUUUCUUCCUCUUUUUUUGACAGUAUAUUACUGUCUGUGAUUGUUGCUCUUCUUCUGUGGCGGGAAGUUCAGAAACAGAGCAGAGCUCAGACAAAAGGGAAAAACAUUCUCCACAAAACCAAAACCCUAGAAACCAAAAAAGAAGGGGUGAAAAUCAGAUUCUCUAAACUUUGGGUAAAGUAAAUUCUAAUCCAUUCUGUUCUAAGGAAGUGAAGUGAAGUGAAGUGUAACUACCACCACCACCACCACCAUGUACUGGGUGGCUACCAGAAGCGCUGUCGUUUCGUUCCCCCGCUGGCGUUCUCUGGCUCAUCUUCUUCACUCCUCUCCUCGUCGAUACAGCUCCUUCAAUCCCUUUCCAGUGUUCUUCGGGCAGUUUGGCAAGAUUUAUUGUUUCAAAGAUCGGAAAGUUUUAAAAGGAAGUGCAAAAGUUACCAAAAAGCUUAAAGCUUUGAAUGUCCUCGAUGAGAAGGGGCUUUCUAACAUUCUGUGGUGGAAGGAGAGGAUGCAAGCAUGCAGGAAGCCUUCAACCAUCCAGUUAUUUAAAAGGCUUGAGUAUUCCAAUUUGCUAGGCUUGGAUGUCAACUUGAAAAAUGGGAGCCUGAAGGAAGGAACACUCAACUGGGAGAUCUUACAAUUCAAGUCAAAAUUUCCACGUGAAGUAUUGCUUUGCAGAGUUGGUGAUUUUUAUGAAGCCAUUGGAAUAGAUGCCUGCAUUCUGGUUGAAUAUGCAGGUUUGAAUCCUUUUGGAGGUCUACGUUCAGAUAGCAUUCCAAGAGCUGGUUGCCCAGUUGUGAAUCUUCAACAAACUUUGGAUGAUCUGACCAGAAACGGGUACUCAGUGUGCAUAGUAGAAGAAGUUCAGGGUCCAACUCAAGCUCGCUCCCGCAAAAGUCGUUUUAUAUCUGGGCAUGCACAUCCUGGUAGUCCUUAUGUCUUUGGACUUGCUGGUGUUGAUCAUGAUCUUGACUUUCCAGAACCAAUGCCUGUGGUUGGAAUUUCAAGAUCGGCAAGAGGGUAUUGCAUAAAUUUAGUUCUCGAGACUAUGAAAACAUAUUCGUCAGAAGAUGGUUUGACUGAAGAGGCCUUAGUUACAAAGCUUCGUACUUGUAGAUAUCAUCAUUUAUUCCUUCAUACAUCUUUGAGGCACAAUUCCUCGGCACUUGUCACUGGGGAGAAUUUGGUGAGGGAGGCCUGCUGUGGGGAGAAUGUGUUUCUAGACAUUAUGAAUGGUUUGAAGGCAAUCCUGUCACUGAGCUUUUGUCUAAGGUUAAAGAACUCUAUGGCCUUGCUGAUGAUUACAUUUAGGAAUGUCACUGUGUCUUCAGAAAAUAGACCCCGGCCUUUAACCCUAGGAACAGCAACCCAGAUUGGUGCCAUACCGACGGAAGGUAUACCUUGUUUGUUGAAGAUGUUGCUUCCUCCAAAUUACACAGGUCUACCUGGAUUGUAUGUUAGAGAUAUUCUUCUCAACCCUCCUGCUUAUGAAAUUGCAUCUACAAUUCAAGCAACGUGCAAACUUAUGAGCAAUGUCACCUGUUCAAUUCCUGAGUUUACUUGUGUUUCAUCUGCAAAGCUUGUGAAGCUACUUGAACUGAGGGAGGCUAAUCAUAUUGAGUUUUGUAGAAUUAAAAAUGUAGUCGAUGAAAUUCUACACAUGAAUAGAAAUUCUGAGCUCGGAGAAAUCCUGGAGUUGUUGAUGGAUCCUACAUGGGUGGCAACUGGGUUAAAAAUUGACUGUGAGACAUUAGUAAGUGAAUGCGAAUGGACUUCAGUCAAAAUUAGUGGAAUGAUCUCUCUAGAUGGUGAAAAUGAUUCAAAAAUCAGUUCUUCUUCUAUUGUUCCUAGUGAGUUUUUUGAGGAUAUGGAGUCUGCAUGGAAAGGUCGUGUCAAGAGGAUACACAUUGAAGAAGAGUUUAGAGAAGCAGAAGUGGCUGCUGAGGCUUUAUCUCUUGCAGUUACUGAAGAUUUCCUGCCUAUAAUUUCAAGAAUAAAGGCCACGACUGCCCCACUUGGAGGCCCAAGGGGAGAAAUAUUAUAUGCUCGGGAGCAUGAAGCUGUUUGGUUUUAAGGGAAAACGGUUUAUGCCUUCGCAUGAAGCUGUUUGGUUUUAAGGGAAAACUGUUUAUGCCUUCUGUAUGGGCGGGUACACCUGGGGAAGAACAGAUUGGACAUCUUAAACCAGCUAUAGACUCAAAAGGUAGAAAGGUAGGAGAAGAGUGGUUUACUACAGCAAAGGUAGAGGACGCUUUAACAAGGUACCAUGAGGCGGGGGCCAAGGCAAAAGUCAAGGUCUUGGAAUUGUUAAGGGGACUUUCUUCUGAAUUACAUGCAAAAGUCAACAUCCUAGUUUUUGCUUCCAUGCUUCUAAUUAUUGCCAAGGCUUUAUUUGCCCAUGUGAGGUUGGAAACAAACAACUUCAUUUAUCUUUUGAUAAAGAUGGUUUUCUUAGAUGUCCUUAUGAAUGCACACUUUAUACAUGUUGGAUUUUUAAAACAAAAAACAUAGCAAAAACGAAAGGAAAAAAAGCUUAAACUGGUGUGUUUUUUC